Pieris rapae (cabbage white) is the source of this 3077-nucleotide messenger RNA. Its product is annotated as piggyBac transposable element-derived protein 4. Bases 823 to 3024 code for a protein of 733 amino acids. The record is from RefSeq and is a predicted model, not a curated record. NCBI's taxonomy places the organism in Eukaryota, Metazoa, Arthropoda, Insecta, Lepidoptera, Pieridae. The transcript is spliced from 7 exons.
AUUUCUUUAAUUAUCAUACAUCAAAUUAAACUUCAAUAUGUGUACUUUACGAUUAUGAUAAUAUUCUAUAGUUUUAAGUGCGAAAUUGAGUUUAAUUUCAACUUUGAAAUAUUGUUGUCACGAGCAAAAUGGCUUCUUUGAAGUUCGGGGCUGAUUUUAAUGAUUUGUUUAUGUCUGUAUAGUGAAUUUAAUCGUUAAAAUUGAAUGUUGAGUUUUUCAUAAACAUAUGCCAAAAUGCAUUUUUCAAAUAGAAAUACAUUAAGAUGAUCUAAGAUUCCCAAAUAGUAUCGACGUGAUACGCAGGUUUAUUCAUUAUUGUUAUGGGCAUUUGGUUUGAUUUUAACAAAAAUUAUUUACCCAUUAUUCGUUGGUAUUAAAUUAUUGAUUUUCCAUAUUUAAGCUGUAGCCAGGCUUGGAGUUUAUAUGGUUUAGUUUGUUGAUUGCGUUCGAAGCUUAAUAUAAAUUGUAAGUACUGCUGUAAGUUUCUAAAUCGGAUCGGUAAUUAACGUUUGCCGGACCGGAGCAGUGGAUAAACGGCCUUAGAACAAACGUCAUAAAUAAGGCUCACCGAGUCAAAUUGAUAAUUCUGAAUACCAUGGGGAUGGUGAGCCCACCCAUGCUGGAAGCCGUAGUCGUGGUCGUGGAGGUCGUGUAGGACGCGGUGGCCGUGGCAGUCGUGGAGACCGCGGGGGACGUGGAAACAGUGGAGAAACGGUGUAUGAAACAAGGAGUGACCUAGAUGUAGUACGCGCUCAAAGGCAAGUCGCGAAGAGACGUGUUGCGGCAUUGUCAGCAGAAGCUCGCAAGGAGCUUCUGAGCCGCAUGCGUGAGGAACAAUUGACACGAGUACUUUUGCCUGACGCGCCACCGCGGAAGGGACCCGUACAAAGACCAUCGCCGGUUCGCGAGUCGUGCGAAUUAAUCGACAGCGAAUCUGGUAACGAUUCAAAUAUAAUUGUUAGUUUAGAAAAUAGGCAAAUGGCACCACCACCUACACAGGAUAACACUGGUGAUGUCCACAUUCGUUCUGAUAUAGAACCAGAGACAGAGGUUGAAAUUUCUGUGGCGCCUUCCACAAGUAAACAGCAUACAUUUAUUGGGGUCAGCGACAAAAAUUUGACAGCACAGACAAUUGAGGAAUGGAUGACUGAUGACUUAAGUGACUGUGACAUCGAAAUAGAAGAUGAGAUAUGUCCUUUAAUUUUACCAUCUCGUAAUGCUUUGACAGAGCCGGCUAUUCUCAAUGACUUGACGCCUUACGAAGCUGGAAUACUGGAGACAGAAGACCAGCAGAACGAUCUCGUUUUGAGAGACUUUGUGCCAAGUGACUGUUUUGAUUUUAAUUGGACAAGAGACCGACAGAUUUUUACAGGACAAAGAGAGACUUUUACUGGGACUGGAGGACCGACUUUUAGAAUUUCAGACACGACACGUAUUAUCGACAUUUUUUACAAGAUGAUUGAUAAUGACUUUAUCGACAAACUUUGUACGGAGACCAAUCGAUACGCCAACCAAAAAAUAAAAUCAUUAAAAAAAGAAAACAAGUUUCUUCCAACUUCGCGGCUUUAUCGUUGGUCGCCGACUGAUAGGGACGAAAUGGUCAGUUUUUUAGCAGUUAUCAUAUUACAAGGCCUAUUCCCUCUACCGGAGGAGGAAUCCUACUUCGUGUUCAAUAGUUUCGGCACUAUGCCAUAUUUUCGUAGAAUCAUGACCUACAACAGGUAUAUUUUGAUUAAAUCAAUGCUCCAUUUUGUGGACAAUGAGACAAUGAAGAAACCGACUGCACUCUUUAAAAUUCAGCCGAUAAUUGACUAUUUUAACGACAAAUUUUCCAGUUUAUACUAUCCUUCACAAGAGAUAGUCAUUGACGAAUCCCUUCUGAAGUGGCAUGGGAGACUAGGCUUUGCUCAGAAGAUUUUGUCGAAGGCUGCAAAAGUAGGUGUCAAAACUUACGAGUUGUGCGAGUCUUCCAGUGGCUAUCUCUGGAAGUUUUUUGUAUAUGUUGGAAAAGAAAAGACUAGGACUGUUACUACAAAUGACGUCAGACCUGAUGAGGAUCAAACCGCUGACAAACCAUCGGCAUCGAAUGAAAAGGACAAUAACCGUCCCAACAACAUAGACGAUACAAACGACAAAACUGACGACGCUGAAAUUACUGACCAAACAUCGACUGGAAAUAUAAAUAACCGUCCCAGCAAUGCUACCUCUAAAAUUGUAUACGACUUGGUAGAGCCUUUACUUCACCGUGGACAUACAUUAAUAAUGGACAAUUUUUACAAUUGCCCAUUAUUAGCGCGAUGUUUAAAACGACAAAAUACUGACUGCUACGGAACCCUAAGGCUGAAUCGGGAAUUUGUCCCCGAUUUAUUAAAGACUUUGACGAAAACGGAACUUCGACAGGGUGAAGUAGUUGCUACCUACUGUUCCGAUUUGUCGAUAUGUGUAUGGCGAGAUGCAAACAUAGUUAGCUUGAUCUCGACAUACCAUUACCUCCAAAUCGGAUCUCGACAAAAACACAAUCGACUGACAUUUAAGCCAAGUAUUGUCCUAGACUACAAUAAAACCAUGGGAGGCGUGGACAGGAAAGAUCAAUUCCUGUCUGCUCAUCCCGUAGAACGUACAAAAAACAAAAUAUGGUACAAAAAGCUUUUCCGUCGCAUGUUAAAUGCUGCCUUAUUCAACAGCUUUGUCAUUUUUAAAUCGGCGAAUCCCAAGAUUUCCCAUAGGCAGUUUAGGACAAUUCUGGCGGAGGACUUAUUAAAAAUACACCGACACAUUGACCUGACUACGGAACCCCGACUUAUAGCAUCUAGAGCCGGACUGACACUGACGAAGCGACCAAGACCAACAACGAUCAAUAGACCUCGACUAGAACAACGACACUUCCCUGUGAGAAAUGGGCACAAAAAAGCUCGCUGUUGGAUGUGCGCCCAGCGAAAGGUCGCUGCCAGAACAAUAUGGAAGUGUCUUGAAUGCAAUAUUAACCUUUGCAUUGAAGGUUGCUUUAUGGAGUAUCAUAUAUAACUUUUUAAAUUUUUAUUUUUUAACUGUUUUAAUUAUUUUAUAAUUUACUAAAU